AUGUCGGCAAUCGUUUCUGGCGAGCAGAACACUGCACCUGCGCAAAACUUUAAUCCUUCUUGGUUUGUUAAAUUAUUUUUUUCCUUAUUUAAAAAUUUUUUUGUUUAAGGAUGCGAUCCGCUUUCCACGGCGGCGGAGGCUCCGUUGGAACCACUCCUAGAGCUUCCAUGAACGACGAACCUAAUGAAGAAGUUUGUCACUUUUUUCUUAACUUUUCUCGAGUUUUUCAUUGUUUUAUGGCUUAGAAACUUUUUUUCAAGUCAACAAUGAAGAAAAGGUAUUACACAUUUUUUUUCAAUUUAAGAAGUUAAUGUGACAUUUUGGCCUUUUUUCGCUUGGAAAUAAUGAAAAAAAAGUUCGCAACAAUGUUUAGUUUAACUGCGGAAGUUAGGAGAACGGAAAGUUUUUGAAAAUGAAAUUUUUUUGAUUUUUGUUCUUUGUUAUUCAUUUUGUUCUGUUUUAACAAACCUUAACAGAUGACACCGAAUCAGAUAUUAGCGAAGAUGUUUUCAAAAAAAAAAAGAACGGAUUCAAUGGAAAUCACUUUGAUGUUUUUUUUCCUUGCCCUCUGUAAGAAAAAAAGUCGAUGCAAAAAUGCAGAUAUUUCCAAGGGCUGCCAACCUCUCCUCCAAGUUAUGAAAGUUAUUUUUAUACCUUUUUCUCAAAGUUUUGGGACUUAUUGAGUUCUUUGCUUGCUCACGUAUGAUGAAAAAGAAAGAAAUUUUAAAAGGUUUUUUUCCAGGAUUUCGGGUUGAAAUUCCCGCCGCCGGACUACCGUUACACCCGCGAGGAGUUGCUCAUUCUGGCGCCCAAGGAUUCGCGUCCCCCAGACGGCCUCGUCGAGUGUCCGUUCUUCGUGGAGCUCGCCCAGCCGCCCAUCGACACUCAGCCUCUUUCUGACCUUGAACAGGUUUCCUACCAUUCAUUCUUCCGCUGUAUAAAGCCUUUUUCAAUAUUUUUAUCCGGUUUUUUGUAUAUGUGUUUCCAAGCGUUCGAAACGACGGUUUGUUGGUAUCGUUGUCUUUUUUGUUCACUUUUUUUUUGAUACGAUUUUUAUGGCUUUGAUGAGAAAGUUGGCAACUUUUCACUUUUUUGUAAAAAAACACUCGAAAACCCUUAACAACUGAGUUUCGAAAAUUUACAAGUGAUUCGCGUAUUUAGUUGAUUUAUAUUAAAAUCGGUAAGAAAUUGAAUCAAACUUUGGUUUGUAACUAAAGAUGAAAGGAGUUUUUCAUUUUAUCUCAGUUAAUUGGUGUUUUUUUUCUACUAACCGGUAAAGAAAAAAGGGGCCACCUUUUUUCAACGUGAAUUGAUGGCUGUGAAACUUCUCAGAGUUUUUUGUGCGUGUUUCGAAAAUAAUAGCCCUAACUUUUUGCAUGUUAAAUUUUGCACUAAACUAACUUUUCGUUUUUUUAAAAUUGAACGGACUGCCUUAUUUUCAAAGUUGCGACAAUUAGGACACAUAUGAGGCGAAGUUUCAAAGAAAAAUGAAAAUCCAGUAAAUUCUCAUAUAAUUAUUUUUGAUAGGAGGGGGUACACCCUUUUUGCAAAACAUAAAUCAGAGUACAUCGUUUCAUGAUUUUAACUGUAAUCACCUUGAGAACCUUUAUAAAGUUCUUUUUUUUUCUACUUGAAACAACUGUAGAAUGAGUGACGUGAAAGCUUUUUCUAAUUGAAAAAAAACGCUCAAAACGAGAUUUUUGGAAUAUCACCAGUUAUUCUUUUCUUUUUUUUUUCGAGGCGAAUAAAGGCUGUAUUGGAAAGCUCAACUUAAUACCUUGAUUAACUGAAAAAGACACCUAUUUGUACGUAAACUUUAUAAAAAAGUCUGAAUUCAUCUGGAAAACAUCUUUUCUGGAAUCGGUUAUAACAUUUUCAAAACGAUUUAGAAAUCUGCCGCUGUUUCGAUAAAGGAAAAAAAGAAAAUCGUAUGCCCACGCAAAGGAAAACAUUUUCGGACAUUUUUUCGAUAUAUCUUUUUUACAGCGUUAUAAAAUCGAUUUCUUUUUGGCCUGUCUUUUGGAGUUUCAAAAAUGAUUCGUUUUUUCGAAUUUUACACUGAUAAUUUUGUGGGAAUGAAAGGAAAUUUGAUCGAACACGUUUUCUUCUCAGAUUCUGGCCAUUUCUUCCUUCCCUUGUUCAGCAAGUAGAGUAAGUAACCAUUUAUUUUUUUGUUAUGAUUUUUUUCGUUUAAAUUUAUUGAAAAUAGCGAGUUACUUUUUCUAGUUUCAACUAACAUUUUUGACUUUGAACUGAAAAAAAAUUGUAGCGAGAAUAGCUGUCCUUGAAAGGACAAAGUGACGAAUGUUCAUAAAUAAAUGAUAAAAAAUAAAAUUUUCCACUUGUCGUAGGUUUUACUGCGGCGAACGUAGUGCUGUUUAAACAUUGGAGCCGUUCAUUUUUUUUUCUUCCCUCUCGGCUUUCUCUCCAGUUUUUCCCCUGGCCCAGGUCCUCGUAUAACAUGUGGCGUUCUGGCAGUGAAAAUGACCAUGGCGCUCAGUUUUUUUUUUGUUACCUGCCGGCUUCUUUUUUUUCCUUUUCAAAAAAUUCAUAAUUUUUCUUAUUUAGAUUCCUCUAAUUUUACGAGAAAUCAAUUCUACGCAAGAAUCGCUUUUUUUAUUUCAUUAAAUUUCAACUAGGAGCAGGUAAAACAACAAAGUAUACUCUUUCUAUUGCUAUCACUUUCAUUUUUUUCAUAAAAACUGAUAUUUAAAUGCUUAACAUUUUAGAAACAUCGAUUAUUUUUCGCGAUUUAAUUUUUUUAAAAAAAGGCGAAAAAAACUAUAUUUUUAAGAGAUUCCAGUAUUUUUGAUCGAUUUAUUGAUGUUUUCUUUCAUUUUCACGUGAUAUGAAAUUUUUUCACAAUCCUGUGAACGUAAAUUUUGAAAAUUGAUGAACGAAUACCAAUAUUUUCCCGUUGUUGAUACUUGUUUUUGCCUUUGCUCAGCAUCUUUUUGAGUGAUUUAUGACAUGUUGAGAGAACCGAAACGGACAAAAAAAAAUACGGGAAGAAGGCUAUAACUUGUGAGCGAUUAACGCGGAUUUAUCGUGUCAGUUGUAGUUUUUUCUGUUUUUGGAUCAUGAAAGUUAGGCUCAUUUCAAGUGCGGUUCUCUUUUUCGAUUCAAUACACUUUCACACGGGCUAUGAACUGAAAAUCGAUGUGGAUCGCUAAAACUUUCCAUUCAUGGCAAUGAAACGAGAGAAAAAACGGCUGGAUAGGCUUGCAACUGGCUUAAACGGGUGUUCUUCGCAUCGAUCAAAGUCUCAUUUCUAUUCCCCAGGCGUUCGCCGACAUGAGCCAGUUGUAGAAUCCAUUUUUUUUUUUCGGCUGUUCACCGCAAUCGUAGUUUUUCCGUUCUCACAAGUUUUAUAUAACCCUUGUAAGGCGGUAGUUCAAAGGGAACAAAGAAUUUCUCAAAAUAUAUCCUUUUUGUUCUUUGGGUUGCUCCAAAACAUGGAAUUUUCGCUGUUUUGAAGCGUUUCCGCUCCGUUUCACAACACGCACCGUUUCUCCUUUCCAAUGCGUCGUAAACAAAAACGAGCAAUUCUUGAAAAAGCUGAAAUAUUUCCUCUAAUUAAUCUUGAGCGUCAUCAUAAAAAUGAACGCAGACAGUGUUAAUGACGUAAAUGUCUGAUUAGUAUAUCUUUAUCUUUAGUGGAAGUAGAUGAUUCACUUUUUUUCAUUUUCAAUUUUACUAUAGUCCAAAUUUGGUUCUUCAUUAAAAUUUAUCAUUUAUUCUGGUUUUUGGAUAUUUCGAAAAGGAAAUGAGCGGAUACUGACCACAGAUAAUUGUAGUUGAUAGCACGCAAAUGGUUUUCAGGAAGCUUUUUUCCAGAGCUUUGUUUUCAAUAUCUUAUCUACAGAAUCAAUAAAGUUGCUUUAAACCGGAAUUCUUCUCUUGAAAAUCUAAAACUCGUAAACUCUUUCUUUCAAAAAAUGUGUUCUUAUGGACCAUUUUUAAUAAUGCGACUAGAUUAGUGAAGGAAUGGAGGAAAAUCACGAAUUUUUGACCUUAAUCGAUCUUAAAAGAUAACAGGAACACCGUAUUGAUUUAUCAUCGCAUUUCACGUUUGUCAUAAAAGAAAAAAAAAAGAUAAGAAAACCCCUUCAGAAAAAAACAACGUAAAACUACUUUUUUGCUCCUUUCGUUUUGGUUUUUCUCAAGUUAACCAUAUUCCCAUCAAGUGCACCAUAAGCAGACUUUUUUUUUUGAAGGUCUAAAAGAUUAGAUCAUAAAUGAGUAUGCAAGUUCCCACUAGCGUUCAAAAGUUCGACAACAAAAACAUGUCUCUUUUUUUUUCUUUCCCAAUUAACUUUUAGUGCUUUUCGCGAACGUUUGAGUACAUUUCUAUGAGAAAAAUGUUUUGGAUUUUUAGAAUUUCGUCUCGAUUUCCUUGAUUUUACCAUUUAUGAAUUACAAGAUUUGUUCUUCUCUUAUAGAUUCAUUCUGAAAGAUGAGAUCUUUGAUUGAGUGCGCGUUUUCAAUUUGAAAGCUUUUAAUAUCUGAUAAAUCUCGUGAUUUGACCUGCCAUUUCAUUUUUGGUGAGUCAGAGACGACGUUUUUGUUGACCAGUCUGGCGCGAAACCACUUUUUCGUAUUUCUUUUUACGCUCUUUCGUCCCACUUUCCGAUUUUUUUUUUCUUUUUUUUGUUUCGUUUUAUGUCCUUCAUCACCAUUUUCCAUCUUCUUUCAGACGUUUUUUGUACGAGUUUUCUUGUGAUUUUCCUAUCGGAAUGGAUUUUCAACCGUAAUCUCGGCUUUUUUUUUGAAUUUCAACAAAAGUCGCAUACCAGUUUUGUACUUUCAAUAUAAGUUUCCAGAUGAAGUUUAUGAUUUUUGAAUUACUUAACAUUUACGAAGUUUGGAGAGUUAUAGGUUUGAGAAGAAUGGGUUUGCUUUUUUUAAUGUAAUUUUCGCAGAAUAAAUUUUUGUAAACAGAAGAAUGAACUUUUUUUAAUGGUUUGAAUGAAAGUGAGAAUGUUCUGUGUGGGACGUUGAACACAGUUUUUUUAACCAUCCAAUCAUUAUUCCAAGGAAAAAAUGAAUGAAUUUGUUUUUUUUUCUUUUCAUCAGAAACUGAACGAGUUGAAAAUUUUCUUCAAAUGAAAAAUUCGGCAGUUUCAACCGUUUUACGGAUUUUCGGUAUUUGAGAUCGAAUGCCUUUUUUUGAACUCCCAUUAAAAAGUCGUAUCGUUGAAAAAAAUUUCCUACAUAGGUAAUUUAGGGAUCUACCGAUUUUCAUCUUAAAAUAAAUAUUUUCAAGAAUUUCGAUCGGACCAGAUGUUAACAUUUAAAAAGUCCCUGUUUAUCAAUACUUUUCCUAUUCGUGAUAUUCAUUUUCUCGACGCCAUUCCUGUAGUAAACGCAUACUUUUCAGCGCCUUCAACAAAACAUAAACUCAUCAAAAGCAAUGUCAUCGCUGUCGCACGCCGAACGAGCCCACAUCGCCUCGGGCAACGCCCUCGGGAACGGUUACGGCGCCGGAAGUCCUGGAGCGGCUAGCUCCGCCUCCCGUGCCGGUUGGACCUCGGUCAAACCGUCCUGGGGUGAGAUAUCCACAUUCAUUUCUCCAUUAGGCAGGAAUAGGUCGUGCUGGUUAGAAGUAACAUGAAAAGAAUUGCAUUCUGAGUAGUGUUAAAAGUCUGUAACGUCGUAGUCUUUUCCGCGGCAGCCUGUCUUGAUUUUUUUUUUCCUUUGACUGCAAAAACCAUUUUUUCGAUACGCGCGACCUGUCUCUGUGCCUUUAUUAUAGCGGAAAUAUCUAGGCCAAAUUUAGGCAGUCUACGCGUUUCGAAGAAACGGGUUAUAUAGCUUACAUAAAAAUGAAUAAAGUUCAUGUUCAAAAAAUUGCGUUACUUGACAUCAAGUUUCUCUUGAAUUGAAUAAGUUCUGUAGGACUGUCAAAAAGAAUUGAUGAGGGUUCUCGUCUCGAAAAUAUUCAUCAAAAUGAUCCAGGCUGCAGCUCUAUUCAACAUAAUUGCAAAAAAAAAAAAUAAGUUUUUCCGCAAAGUUUGAUCAACUUUUUAUAAUAUUUCACCUAGUUAUUGGAUUUUUUCCAAAACUUUACCGAAAACUAUUUUUUAAAAUGGAGUACAUUCAAAAUUUCUCAGGUCGUGGCACUGCGGCAACUCCACCGUCACAACGUGGAAACAACAGCCCAGGCGUCCGUGGGACGGCGUUCGCCUACGGGCGCGGCGGAUCUCGCGAGAACGGCUUCGGAUCGACGCCGACUGGCUCGGCGCCUGGGACGCCGGACGAUGCCGGGAUGUCGUCGCCGUUUGGGCAAAGAUUCCCUGGUACGGCUUUGGGAGAUUUUCGAAAAAUCAACCUUUUCAGUGUAUUCCGCGGGAGACGAUCCCCAAAAAACUAGUCUCAAUUUGAUAUAUUGAUUUUUGAUUUAAAAAAAAAGGGGGGACUUAGCGUGAAAUUUCUUCUAUAACUGCUGGAGAAAAAAAUCGAUGAAGGUCAAAAAGUUAUCGGAGAAGUCGUUUGAUUUUAUAUUAAAAUUUCUGCUUUUUUGAUCAUUUUAGUUUUGACCAAAACCGAUAGAAAUUAUUCAAAAAAGGUUGACGAGACUGGUUGUCCCUUAUUCAAGUACCUGAAACAAUUGGUUAAAGUUGGGAUUUGAGGACGAGGUCGUGGUGGCGGAGUGGCGGCGGUCGCACGUGGCGGCAGCACAACGGCCGGCUCUUUCAAUCCCCGCGCUCAAGGGCUUUAUCACAAGGAUACACCGGGUAAAACGUGUUUUUCAUGUCGCUUUUUCUUGUCCGUCUCGUGAAAGUUUAUUGAUUGUCGGAGCCAAAUCGUUUGGAGCGUCUAUGUUUUCGAAAAAAAAAACCUUACUGGAUUUCAUCCUUUGAGUGCAAAAAUUAACUCUGUGUAUGGAUCGAAGGGAAAAUUUAAAAUUAACAAGAAAUAACUCCAACCUGUCUUCGCGAGCUCACGUUCAGUACUAACCCCCUGUGUGCUUUCUUAUUUUUCAUUUCUCAAAUCAGAGAAAAUAGUAUUUGUUCAAAUUGGCAGAUCGCCCCCGAGCCGUUGGCACCACAUUGAGAAGCGCUAGUGAGGAGAAUGACGAAAAUGAGAAAGAUGAAGGCGGAUGGCUGACGGUGGGCUCGCGGUCACCCUGGGGCCGCGCGAUUUCUCAACAAAACGAGACGACGACCCCUCGCUCACCCUGGUUACGCAAUGACCAACGUAUGUGGAAUGUAGGAAAAUUCACAAGAGGGGUUCUUUUACUGAACGGCUGGUAAAUGGCCAUAACAAUCCUUGAAAAAUUUGUCCGUAACACUCCUUGGUGAACCAGAUGAAAACCGGGAAAGUCUCAACCUACACGACAUCCUAUUUUUUGAGAAAGGUCGAUUCAAAAUCAACCAAAAUCUCGAAAUCCCUCUCGAAUUAGACUAUUUUGCUUCCCUUUUUGCUUAGAAAUAUGUGGUUAUGGAUUUCAUUCUGGUACAUGAGGGGGUGUUUUUGGCGAAUUUAAGGAAACUCCAAACGGCACAGUAAAAUUACCAUUCUUGUUAAGAGAUAUGAUUCUGGGCAACUGAGUACUCCGGAACAUUGAAAUCUCAUAAGACUUUUUGAGUUGUUGUCUACUUUGUUCCCGCUAGCCCAUUCCGCAGCAGCCUCUCAAGCUUUUUAGUUCCCUCCGAGCUACAGAACCUUUUCCUUCGAUGCGCGUGGCCUGCGGAUGUCUAUGCGCCUUUAAUAUAACGGAAUUUUCGGGUCGAAUAAAAAUCGCAUGAACAGACGCAGACCACGAGAAUCGAAAGGAAGGGUUCUGUAGCUCGGUGAAAAAAAAACGUGACGAACUAGCGCGGAACGGGCUAGAGAACACGAAUAAAAAAAUGAAUCAUGUGCCUUUUAGUGAUUUUCAAAGAACUUUGUCUGCGAGAAAAAAAAACUUUGUCCGGUAAAUUUAUUUUCUCUUCGGCCAAUAGUCCUCACGAGAAGAAUGGGGACGCAAAAAGCUCCUAAAAACGGUUAAAAUAAAGCUUGUUCCGGAAUACUCUGUUUUGAAAUACUACGCGCAGAAAUUAUUGAUCAGUUUGGCCCGUUAUAAAUGAAGAUGGUGGUUUAUUUUUUAAAAAAUAUCUUAAAAAGUAUAUCGAUCCGAACAGUAUACUCUAUUUUUCAUCUAUGCAUUUUCAUCAGCGCCCAUGCGGUCCCUGAGAUUUUUUUUUAUAAAUUUUGGAUUUUGAAUAAGAUAAGAAACGAGAACUUUUAUUAGCGCAUACUUUACCUCAUGCUCAAGCCUUGAAACUUGUUCUGUUUUGCUCAUGACUUGUAAAGAAAAACUGAGAAAAUAAAAUAAAAUAGAAAUUUUGGAGAAAAAAGACAAACGUCCGCACGUCCCAUGCUCGCGAGCGUAAUAAAACUUGUUUAAAAAAUUUUUCACCCACAUUUAAAAAAAAAAGAAAGGUUGAUAAUUCUUCCAGAGUGGGCGUUGCACCGUGAGAACAGCAACGCGGCCACGAAUGGCGCCAAUUCUAACGCCUGGCGUGACCGAGCGUCGAUGGUGCAGCAGGCGUACACGGACCAAGGUCCCAACUCGGCUUCUUCGACGGCGCCUCGGUCCCUCCAGGCUCAGAGCAUGCCCGAGUGGAUGGACGACGGCGACUUCAAGGGGUUUGAUAAUUUCACCGCUAACCUUCUCUAGCUUGAAAGGCCUAUCAGGCUGAAGAGGUUAAAUCAGCACAGUUGGUCCUCUGAUUUUCGAAAUGAGCACAGCUAGGUCAUUUAUUUCCUCAUAAAUAAUCCUUUCUUUUCUAAUCGCCAAAAAUGGGCUAGGUUUAUUCACUUAAUGAAAAAAAAGCAUAAGAGGCUGUUGAUCAAAAAUAAUGUAAAUUAGUUCAUCCGAACACGUUUAGUCGGUAUUUGAGAAGUUUCAAACUGAGCGGAUAGAAAUAUAUUGAGGAUAAGAUGAGAAUUAACUCUGAAGAAUCUUCCAGGGACGUCGCGACGAGUGCCUCGACGGCCAACAGCGGCUCCUUUGACGAAAAUGGAACUUUCCGAGGUCUCGGAUCGACGUCCUCGACGGCUCUCCAGCCCAAACAAGAACCGCCCACCAAGACACAGACCUCAAACGUAUGGUUUGCUGAAUGUUCUAGGGUCCAAGAUGUAGUGGAUCAGCAUUCUUUUCAUUUUUGCUUUGCUCAUAGAUGUUAUCGAAUAGGCGGUAAACAAGAGUUUUUUCAACUUUAUCGAAAAAUUUCUUUUUGACCGACUAGAAGAGCAAACGUAUUAGGUCCAAAACAUGGCCUUGUUCAUAUAUGGGCAAAUAAUUUUUGGAGGCCGCCAACCCUCCCUUCCAAGUAUUAUGAAUUUUAAGCCGUUAAAAUCCCUCUGAGGUUGAAUUUUGUGCUUUUUUUGCUGCCAACACUACCUUCCUAGGCUUAGAAAUAAUUCUUACUCAGUUUUUUGGUCAUUUUUUGUCAGCCGACCCCUCCACCUGGUCAAGUGGGGUUCUCUACUUGCUCAUGUAUGACCUUAUGGUUCAUUCAUUCAGUUUUUCAAAGUAAAACUCCAAACACUGUUGUGAAUUAGGCCUCAAGUUUUGAUGAAGGAAGAAUCUCUUAUAAGGAAAAAGUAAAAAUAGUUUUUUUCGAUGAAAGAAAAUAAAUGUAGAGGUCUUUAUUUUUUUCACUGCGAUGGUAAAAGAUGCAGACACUUUGAACAGAAAAAUAAUCGGAGAGAAAACUUUUAUGACCUUUUUUUACAGUGACUUUUUUUACAGUGACACCGAAAGUUGUUGAGUUGAUUUUAAAGUUUUCAUUAACAUUUAAUUUACCCUCUCGAUGAUUUUUUUAUUUAUCAAGAAAAUCCCUUUUUACACAUUUUUCUUUAUAAUUAUCGAUUAAAUGUGAUUCGAACCGCGUAUCUUGACGGAGAUAUAAUUGUGAAGAAGAUUUUCAAAAAGACACAAAUUUUUAUAAUGGUUUUACUGUUUUCAGGCAACGGCUUCAACAUCUACCCAUCAAACAUCGUCGGAAAGCGUCAACACAGCUCAAAGUGAACGGUUAGAUCAUUUUCGCAGUGUUCUUAUGAAUUGAAAUGGUUCAGGCCAACUUCUGCAGCACCUUCGACAGCUACGCCAGCGUUUGGAAACAACUGGAACGUGCCUGCGUCGUCAGCCGCCAACCUGAUGGGCACCGGAUCAUUACCACAGGUUUCCGAAAAUAUUUUUAGGGGGUUUCGUGGGAGCUUUUUGCGUUUUCAAAAAUAAAAAAGAAAGAUCCUUAAUAUUCAAAUUUUUUUGCGCUCUUCGCUUGAAUAGCUGUAGUCUAAAGGAGUCGGGUAUCUUUCCAAAAUGAAAAUAAAACGUGACAAGGUAGCGCGGAUUGAGCUUCACAAAGGGUGACUUUAUACGAACGCGGUUUUCGGCGAAAAGAUCCAGAAUAAAAUGGAAAAAAAAUAGGAAAAAGAAAAUUUCAAAUAUUUUAUUCAUUCAAAUGAAGUUCCAAACCUUAGGAAAUAAAAGAGAAAACUCGGGUUUGAACACUUUUCUGCUUGUUCGAUUGUCUCUACAAAUGGACAGGAAAAAUUGAAAUCGUUACUUUCAUUACUACCUUCCCAUUUCUUUACCUGUGUAUAGUCUGUGUGCCACGACUUGCAAUUGCGUGUGUUCGCGAAGCGUCUUCCAAAUCUAGAUCACGCCUUCAAUUUAUUUUUGUUGCUGUGGGAGCACAUGAAAGUAGAGUACCUUAAUAAAAGAAAAGAAAAAUUAAAAGCGCGACCAAGGUUCGCAAAGGCGCGAAGACACAGCGGAAUGUCGUUCCGUGGAAUUUCAACUUGUGGUCCACACACUAUAACGAUUAUGCGUUUACAGUUCACUCCACUUUUUAUUUUAUUCUUUUUUUCAUCCGAAUCCGAGAUAAAUCUAUUAGAACUGUCUAAUUUUGAAAUAUAUUCCGAAAAGAACAUAGGUGGCAGAUGAUCCUGCACACACAGCUCAUUUCUGAGAUACUUACAAAUCUGACUUUUGAGGUAUCCUCCUUGCUGGACAACUUUGGCAGCUCGUCGUUCGAUGUGGAACGGAUACGGCUCCUGCAGCUGCAGCAACAUCAGCAGCUGUUGUCGUCAUUGGCCGCUGCCGCCGGACUGACGCCGGUGAUCCAGCCGGCGCCCGCCAUACAAGAACAGCCUCCCGCCGACCCGGAAUUCGUCUACAUUGAUCCGACCGGCACCUCUCGAGGGCCUUUUACCAAGGUGAAUAAUCGAGAUUAAAAUAUUGGUAAAAACAAGGAGAGAUCUACUCUAAGACACCGUAAACCAUGUGAAAUUUGUUUGAAUCCAAUUUUCUGUUGUCGAUUUGAAAUGAUUAUGCGCUUGUACACAAAAAAUUUCCCAGUACUGAAUUUCCACUAAAAAAAUUAGGAAAAUGAUUUUUCAAGUGGGAGAUAACACGUUUGUGCGCUUGAAAGUGGUCAGGUUUUCUUUUUGAAACGUAUGAAAAGACAAAAAAAUUAAUCAGAAAAAAAUAAAACUGGAAAAAAUUGGCUGAAAGUUCAGGAUAACAUGGUCUUAUGGUUCAAAGCGGGCUAUUUCAACGACCAGACGUUGAAAAUCAAACGGACGACGGAUGCAGAGUUCAAAACUUUCGGCGACCUGAUGCGGCUCCACGGAGCGACGACGCCGUUUGACUAUCCGCCUGAAGUGAAACCGGCUCCAGUGCAACCGGCGCCUUCCCAGUUGUCGUCCUUCGACCCUUUGACUUUCGCCGCCUCGAAUCCGCCUUUGAGCGGGCUUUACGGGUAAGAAAUCCCCAUCUGCUGGAAACUUCACGCAGCGUAAAUGAGUUUCUGAAAUUCUCAUCCUGGUCGCCAAUUUUUGAUAUGUUUUUGAAGGGGGAUUUCGUUACUGAGAACCGGUAGUGCUAUACUAUUUAUGGAGAAGUAAGAAAAAAGUUACAAUAAUUUCUUCGUUUGCUUGCGCCUAGCUCUAAUACGGGGGACCCGAUAGGCAAACAAUUCUUAAUUUUCCAGAGAAAGGGUGAUUAGCGGGGCUUUAAACUUUAUGCUCACUUGGUUUUUUUUUCGACGUUGUGUAGCACCAGCUAGAAUAAAACUGGUGAAAAUUCGCUCGGGUGGACCCGCUCGAGUAAAACGGGCGCGGCGAAAAUAUCGUUUCUGAUAAAGCCGCGGGAUAAAAACGGGUGAAACAUUGUGGCGCCCGCCGAUCAACGACCACCGCAUUGAGGGAAAAGGGCAAAUUUAUUUCAAACUUUCUACUCGUGGCAUAUCUAGAUAUAAGUUUUGAGCAAAGCCGUUUUUAAUCGAAAAAAAAUGAAUCGAGGAUUUUUGUUUUCAGCUCUCCCUGGUAUCCAGGAAUCACCGGGCUGAACAUGCAACUUCCCCAAUUUCCCAAUCAACAAACUGGUCUCGAUGCUUUACAAACACAGGUGACUUGAAAAAAAAAAGGGAAAAGCAUGAAGUUUUUUCAGCUUUAUAUGAAUGAACAGAAGCGGAUUCGAGAGGAGGCUGAGAAGAUUGUUGAAAAAGCUCAAGCCGAGAAGUUGGACUAUCAGCGGAGGCUGCAGGAGAAGGAGGAACUUUUGCUGCGACAACAGGUUUCAAAUCGUCCGAUUCUCUGACACAAAUGAUCCAGGAGGAGCUGGCCAAGAGGGAGCAACUGAUGAAGGAGAAGGAAAUGGAGGCGCUCAAGAAGUUCCAGGAGGAGCAGUUGAAGCUGGAGAAGAAGGCGAAGGCCAUCGAGGAGGAGAGGCUUAGGAAGAUCGAGGUCAGGAGAAGAUCACCGAAUCGGCAUUGGGAAAAAAUAUUAGAUCUUAUGAAAAUGGAGACAGAGCCUGAUCAAUUUACCCAGUGGCGAUAGUUUUAUUCAAAAAACUCUUAUUCAUUGAUUUUUUCGCAUAAGGUUCAUAACAAUAAUCGGUCGCCUAUAGGUGCCACUAACUGAAACCCAUAUAGGUACCACUUUUGCAAGCUCUAGUGGCCUCCAAAAGGCGUUGGUAAAGUGGUCCUUAGAGGGGAGCCUCCAAGAGCAUCUAAGGUUUACCUUUGGGGGACCACUCUAAAGUUCCUAAGUUAGUAUCAGUUGUAGUUUUCAAAUGAAUAUCAACUUUCAAAUUCUUGCGAAAAUUUUGCCACGCCUUCUUUGAGCUUUUAAAGGCGAUCUGAAUCGUUGAAAAGAUUUGGCUUCUUUUCAUCAUAAUAAAUCGCAAAAUUCAGGAGGAGCGCCGAGAACAAGAAGCGUUAGAACGAUUGAGGGAACGGGAAGCGCAGAUCCGGCUUCAGAAUGAAGAGCGGCUGCGACAGGAAGAACGGCUCAGGUAAAAGAAGAGAGCUUCCAUAAACAGUUGGAGCUUCUUUUUUUUUAUAGAAAAGCGGAAGAGGCGGCUGAACGCGAACGACAGCGACUGGAAAUGGAAGCCGAGUUGGCCGCCGAAAAAAUUCGACAGAUCGAGUUGAAGAAGGUUUUGUCAAAGAAGAGGGGAGCAAAAAAAGAAGAAUACUCCUGCAGAGAGCGGAAGAGGAGAAAGAAGCGAAGAAGAAAGCUUCCGAAGUCGCGAGGAAGGUCGAAAAGUCGGAUUCUUUCGAAAUCGAACAGGCCUGGGCGGUAAGCAACGGGAAGAAACCAAUGAAUGAUGAGAUUAGAGAAAAAACAACAGAUGUAGAAGGUUGAGCCCAAAAUAUAAGUGGAUAUGUGCUCCAUUGACAAAUAUUUUUCAAUUGAAAACGUUAUAAAUAAGCUCUCAAUGGCGAGAGUUUCAGGAAUUAAAAAAAAAAAUACCUGGCAAAAAUGUCUUAAAAAAAUUAAACUGGAGAGAAAAAAAGAGAUUCGGAAAGAUGUGCCAAGUUUUUCGCUUGAGAGCUCUACGGAAAAAAACAAGGAUUUCUAUUAAUGAUUCCAAAAAAAUCAAUUUGAAAAAAAUUUAGAAGCUGGAACCUAGAUCUUCCGGAGGAAAAAAACUGAUACAAAUUGAAGCAAAAAAAAAAAUAAAAAAUUGAUGGGAAAUUAUUUAACGAGGGUGAAGUUUUUUCGAGCUCUAAAAAUUCUGUCUGAGGAGCCUUUACCAAUUUAUUUUUUUCCUCGAAUAUUCUCUCCUCCUUGAAGGAAAAUCUGAAUAAUGAGUUCCUUUUCCAGACCGCUCCGAAGCCUCGACAAGCGACGACGACAUUGAGCGAAGAAUCACAGGACGGCUGGCAGACCAUCUCCGCCGCGCAGAAACAACAAAAAGCCAAACGUCUGUCCGCUCUCUUUUGUCCAAGUUUCCGUUUCUCGGUCUAGAAGCACCGUGGGCGGCGAAACAGUCGGAGCAGGCGGCGGCCGAGAAGACGUUGCGCGAGAUUCUUGCCGAGGAGGAACGACAGGCGCGCAUCGAGCAGGAACGUCUGGCCAAGAUCAAGAAAGAAGUCAGGAAUUACUUUAGGGAUAAUGAUGACUCAUCAUAGAACUGUGUGAACCCUAACGUGGUCACUUUGACCUGAAACUUUAGAAUCGAUAUAAUUCAUUAUGAAUACGUUUAGUUUUGGAGCUAUAGAUACGAAAAACUAGUUAAUUAUUCCAAACGUCUUCUUAUGAUUCAAAACUUGAUUUUUUUUUUUUGCGCGAAAAUACCUUUCAAUUUCUGCGCUCUCCACCAACCACAUAUUCUUUAUUUUUUUUAAUCGCGUCAGGACCCUUUUCUCGAUGGCUCAGAACAGCCGUAAAUAUAUUAUAUUUUGCCUCAAAGUAGAUCUGAGGACGAAUUUUUCGAAUUGAGAAUAUCUAGACCAAAAAAAAUUAUGAAGAGUAUUUUGAUUAUGAGAACUUGCAGGAGCCGCCAGUCGCCUCGACAUGGGGCAACGCCUCGCAGCGGCUGCAGUGGACUCCGCCGGCCCCCGUCGUCAAGCCCGCCUCGUCGAAGAAUCCAUGGGCGGCUGCUCAGGCGGCCGACUCGGCUAAAAGCUACGUUUCGCCCUUCCUCGACGGACCUUCCCUUCAGGCUGCUAACAAGGUCCAAAGUCGAACUUUUCGGAUCUUAUAGCGCAACCGGGUCAUACAUGAAAAAGUACAGAACUUAAUUUUCCCAGGGGUGUGAGGGAUCUUAAUUUGGACCUUCGCGGAAACUUUUUUUAACCGAUCACUCAUAAUAGGUGAACAUCUCCACGCGCCUUAAAGUAUGGAUGUUACAAUCCUGUAAUUAUAUGAUUUUCACAAGUUUUUCGUCAUUUAAUAGGAGGCUCCAGACUGUUUAUUAUUUGAAAAAAACUUAGAAAAAAAUGAUCUCAGAGAAGCAAUAAAGGAAUGACAUGCAAAAAGGAAAGUUUGAGACGCCGAAAGCUUCGUUAUUGAAUCGUAAUAACUUUCAAUUUGAAGUCUAUGCAAGUCCCCAACCGGCCAACAAAGCUCAGCCAGAUCAACUUGGAAAUUUCUGGUUAAAAACAUUAGAAAAAAAAUAUAUAUAUAAAGAAGUUUGAAAUAUUUUUCAAUUUCAGGUCGCUCCGACGCCUCCACCGGCCAAGAAAGCUCAGCCAAAGCCCGAAGCACCGAAACCAGCCCCUGCUCAAAACAAUAACAACAAGAAAAAGCCGGCGGUGGUGGUGGACGAAGGUCUGAACGAGCUGAAGAAGUGGUUCGUCAAGCGGUUCAAGACGCUCUCUUCUGGCAAGGACGUCAUCGACGUCGAGUUCCUCUACGGCGUCGUCAUCGACGAGGAGAAUCCUAACGAGGUGCCUUUCGUUGGCCUCGGCUCUCAAGGAAAAAAGGGGGAUCGUGAAAGGAUUCCUACGAAGAAUCUGUACUAGAAGUGCAGAUGAUCUCGAUAUCUAUAGAACACCUUGAUAGAUGAAAAGGACGCGUCCCAUCAAUGAAAACAGAUUUGGAUUUCGAUAAGGAGUAUAAGAAUCUUGUAGUUCUUGAUAUGAGUGUCAUAAGGAGGAUUUAAAAGUCAAGCUAAAUUUUUUUUUUCUUCAAACUGAUAUUUGAGAAAAAAAGAAAGUUCUGCGAUUACUUCUGAAGUUCAGAAAAGAGUACACGGUUUUUUAUUUUGCGGGUCACUCUUAGCUUACUAGUGGUCAUUAAAGUGGAUCCAGAGUUUUUUCAGUGCUCGCUUCAGUAGGCAGAGAAGUUAUGCGAAUCUUCCAUUUCUCAGAUUGAAGAUUAAAAAAAAUAUUAAUUUUUUUCACCAACAAAAAAACAAAAAAAUCCAAAGAACAUAGUUUUAUGAUUUUUAAUGAAGUUUAUUUGGUUUUUUUGGGACAUUUUUUUGGAAAUUUUUCAUUUCUUGUCUUCUUUUCACUCAGAAAAAAAAGAAUAAUUUUUUUCAUAAAACAUAUUUUUCCCAUUUAUUGAUAACCGAUCAUUAGCUCCGAAGAUAAUCUCCCUUCGAGCUGGCUUUUUGAAAGUAUUCGAGGAACGGGGAAACACGCAGAAAAAAAGCUCCGCCUCCGACUAAAAUAUCUAAAAAUAGUCGAGUUGGUGAGCGCGAGAGAAGGAACGUUUGAGUUCUCUUUUUGCAAAAAAAAAAAGAGAAAGGAAAAAAUAUGCAUCGUUCCAAGGCGUGAUAUACACACUUCCUCUUGUUUUUUCGCUUUCUCAAAAAAACUUUCUCCCUCACGUGUCACAUAAAACUAAUUUUUUGGAGCUAUCUGGACAAAAAAAAAAAGGAAAAAAAGUGUUCUUUGGAAAUGGAGGAACGAGGGCUUUCUCCUAUUCAUAGUGCAUGCCUUUUUUAUGUGUCGCGGACUAAUUUUCCCACCCUGAAUCGGUUAUUUCUGGCCCCUAGUACGAUUCCAAUUCUUUUUAAUUAUUAGAUGAUAUGACUGCUUUUUCUAUAUUUAACUCACAGAAGCAUUGGAAAAUUAACGUAAUUAUGAGUCAGAAAACGUGCUUUUUCUGUGUUUUGAUGAAGAGUAAAGUUUAAUCUGUAGUGUUAGUUUUUUUAUGAAGCAAGAUCAGAAAUCUACUUUUUUUGCAAUUCUAACGGAUGAAAAAGACGAAUUGAACUCGUUUUUAAUGUUUUUUUGGAAAAGUAGUUAUAAAUUCUGGUAGCUUUAUUUUUUUAGCAAUUUAGAGAUUUCUUACCAUCUUCCCGAAUUUCAAAUAAUUCAUCAUAACCUCCCCCCACACGCAAGUAGUUUGCAGGCCAUAAUUUUUGAUUUUCUAAAAGGCUAUCAAGUCUUUUUUCUUCGGCGGAAGUCUAAUGAGAUUACUUUCGCAAGGCUAAUUGGCUUUAGAGCUCUUUUUCCCAUAAAGUGUGCAGUAAUUUUUUUAUUGAAGUGUAAUAUCAAAAGUCAGACUUCAGCAAAGAAAUUUUUCAAUUUGAAAAACACAAACAAACUUUCGAAACAUAUCUGGAAAAAAUUGUUAAGUUCAACACUCAGUCACAGUUUUUUUUUUGAAUAAUAUGCAACGUUUUUUUUCGGAGUGUGUACGAUUUUUCAUCCUUAUAACAGAGUUCAUAGGGUGAGUAAUCAGAUUAUCUCACAAUGUUUGAAACUUGAAAACAAGAGCUAAUUGUUUUGAUGAAAAGUGACCGGAAAUCAUCGCUUUAUUUUUAAACUUUUAUUGGAUUCAUUAUAAACUCUAUCUGUUGAGAAAUAUAAAAUUGCUGAGAACUCCGAACCUAUGGUCCGAUUCGCUGUGAAAAGGUGAAAAAUCCAAUAUAAUGUUCCCAUAAUAUUUUUAAAAAAAGGCAAAUUGUAUUCAGAGAGAUCGUAAAGUUGGGAAAAACGCUAUGUGUGAAUCAGUACAUCAGGUCCGAGCAGAGAUUUUUUUCCGGAGGAAAUAGGCGAAGAUAAUUGUAGUUGUAAUGGAUGAUGAAAUUUUUGUACCCGCUUUUUCGGACAGCUGAAAAAGCGUUUUCGAUCGACCAGCGACCGUAUUAUCCAUCGCUGUUGCUAAAUAUGGAAGCUCUGAUUUGGGUGGUAAUAAAACUGUCGAUGGCCCCGCAACCGUGGAAAGAGUCUAUUUUCGACUAAUUUAACCGGUGAACAUGAAGAAACAGGAUAUUAAAAGCCGAAUUAUACUGAUAAGCGCGCUAAAUUAAGAUUUUUCUCGUCGCGCCUGACGUGUUCAGAGUAUUUAUAAACCCCCAUUGGUGCUGCUGUAGUUUGUUUGGCUCCGUCGGCCUUUAUCUUCUUCUUUUUUUUUCGCGGACUACGGUGGUCCUUAAAUAACCACUCUAGGAACGUUUGAUUUUUUCUUUAUUUCUGAAAAAAAAUAUAUACAUCUCUUUUUUGAAAAUUGGAUGAAAAGCCCUGAAGAUCUCUCGAAGAGCGAAAUAACAAACUUUGCUUUUUGGCUCUUAAAGGUUAAUUGACCAAAACUGGAUAAAUUUGACAAAAAAGUGAAAAUUCUUAAGAUGUUUCUUUUUGAUAUAUUCAAGCUUUGGAAGAAGUUAAUAAGAAUUUUUUGUACCAUAGAAUUUACAGUAAACAAAGUUAACAUUAGCGUCAUUUGUAGGCAUACCAAGAACAUGUCUGACCAAUUUAAAGUAGUACGUCUCUGGAUACAAAAACUUCGACUCCAAUCAAUUGCUGUCUGGAAUCGCAAAAAAAAAAACUCUCAUCAAUUUUUUUGGUUACGCUCAAUUGAGUACAUACCUAACCUAAGCCGCAGUCAGCUUGAAAAGAAAAAAAGUCUGUUGCCUUUUAAAAGUUCCACAGAAAGAACAAAUGGUUCAAUGUUUUUUUAUAAUACUUUGCUUGUCGUACUGAGAAUAUCUCCUGAUUAUAAUAUAGAUUCGAGUUUGCAGAUGUCAUGAUUUUCUAGGAACAAAAUCUUGUGUGAGACUGGCUAAAAAUAAGUUUGUCUCACUCACAAGGAAACUUGGCUGGUGAAUAAUUCGGCGAUUUGUAGUGAUCUCUCGAUUAGCCACUUUUCCCAUCUCCUCUCACUUUAUUUCCAGGAUUAGUGUUUCCAAAAAAAAAUAGAUUUAUGUAAAGUCCCGGAAAUAGCCGCUGUAUUUACUGGAACUUUCGGCUUGUUUUUCAGGCAAAAGAGUGUAUUUUUAUACAUGAGUCAGUGUGAAAAUAAAUAUGGCCUUAGAGGAAGAAGAAAGAAAAAAAAAACUAACCAAAAUAGAAAGUCAUUUCAACACGUUUAUUUGAGAACAUCUUAUCCUUAUCAUCCAGGGGUUGAAAUAGCCCUUGAAAUUUUUGGUGUUUAGUUUUUUAGGGGACUUUUUGUUCACAAAUGUUGUCGGAUAUGAAAAUCCUCGGGGAAAAAUAAAAUUGUUGUGAUUUGGCGCUUCUCAACAAACUAAUCUGCUCCCUUCCAACAUUUUUCUUAUCAUCUUUGAGAGUCGUAUAGCUGUUAUGAUUUACGAGGCUUUUUAGUGGCGGGCGGGGCUUCAUUCGCCACGCCCACUACAAUCUUUAUCCGUUUCGCUUUUCGUUUCAAGUUGGCAGAUUCAGUUUUGUGUGGCGCUUUUCUCGUACUUGAGUUGAUUUUUUUUUUUCGUUUGAGAAGAUUUUCAACAAAGAUAGCGCCUAGGCAUCUGGCGUUCCAAAAAACGCAGGUCGAAUCUGCAGAAUUUCUAAAGAAUCGUCUUAAAAAAAUAUUUUCUCAUUCAGACUUCUUCCUUUGGCCAUCCUACCACCCAUCUGAAUGAAUUAUCACUUAUUCAUCCUUAAUUAAGAAAAUAUCCCUGAUUAAGCCUAAAAAUAACCGUCUGAAAAUUAUAGCUUUUUCUUUAUAAAGAAAAAGACAUGUUUAAGUCAUUUUAAAGUUUCAGUCAACACGUAUUAGGUAUUUUAUUCUAAAUGUUGAUUGACACGUCUAGACAGAUAUUUUGAUAAAAAAAAAGUUUGUAGAAACGUCAUAAAAUGAGGAUCCAUCAGUGUGAUAAUUUAUUUUUCUUGCAGGUUGAAGACUUUGUGAUGUCGUAUCUCAGCGAAUCGAAGGCGGUCAAGGAGUUCGUCCGCGAAUUCCUUCAAAAGCGCAUCGAAUUGCGCAAUCGUGGCGAGAAGCCCGAAACAGAUGUUCGUGAACAUGUUUCAUAAUGAGGAAAAAGCGUUGUUUUUCUCAGGAUCUCUCAAGUGCAAGGACGGCUGCAGCAGCGGGUAGCAAUGCAGCGGGUAAUGGCUCUGGUGGCUCUUCGGCGGCUCUUCGUAACAAGAAGAAGAAGGUAUAAUAAUUUAUUUCGCAUCCACAAGGAGAAGCUCUCAAUCUUCUUUUUCUCAUUCCUUUUAUGGCUUGAACGCCAAGUCCAUGAGCCAAGGUCCUAUCUUGAAUAAUCAGUAGACUGGCUCUAGUGACAUAUCCGUCCUUGUCUGUGACGGCUGCGGAUUAUAAAGCCGUAGUUUUCCACUACCAAAAUUGAUUAAACCCCUUGAUUGGGUCUCGUUGAUGAUCGAACUUGUGACCAUCUAACCUCAGACAAGCACACAACCUGUUGCGCUAAUGAGAAGUACUACAUUUGUAUUUCUUAGGACCGCCUUUCCUAGAAUCUUACAUGUUUAAGCUAAAUCUGUGGGAAUAUUUUUGGAUACAUCUUUUUAGUACUCUUUUGAACGGAAACCUUUUUUUAAGAUUUCAUAACAAGAGCUCCUUUGUGAGCAUAAGAAAGAAGUGUCGUGUUUUCGAAAAACGGGGAUUUAGUUUUCACUUAUUUUGAUGUUUUUCUUUGAUCAUUUUAUUCCGAAGAAACUGAGAAGUUUUGCAGACGGAAAGUCUAAGAAUCCACCAUUCCUUAUCUAAAGUAUCCCGGAUUACCUUUCAAGGUAGAAAAAAAAAUCAUUUCGAAGAUACCUCCCUGAGGUCAAAAAUUAGUUUAUUUCUUGAAAAAUUUUGUAAGUCAUUAUUUUCUCCUAUACUGAUGAGUAUGCUUUUUGGUGUCUACUCUAAGGAUUUCAGAGCUCUCGCCAAGUUCUGGACGGAGCGAUCCUCGGGUUCCGCGGCGCCGCUGCGUCGGACCGCAUCAACCAGGGCGAAAUCGAGACGGUGCCUCUGCCGACGGGUACUCAGCGUCGUUGAACGAAUUUCUUCCCACUUCAUUUUCUUCUUUUUCAUGUCUUUUCCCUCCAUUUCUUCCCUCAAUUCUGUUUCUUUUUUAUAGCUUAAUCCUCCUCCCUCGAUGUGACAUUUAUCCGGCUUUUUGCUUCGUUUUUAAUAAUAAGUUCUGAGAAUUUUUAUGAAAGAGAAACCUUUCUUUUUUCGAGAUGAUGAUGAAAAAAGACCUAUGUUGUGCCCAUAAAUGUCACAUUUCUCAUAAAUUUUUGCCUUUUUUAUCUCUAUAUAUUUUGAAUCGCACCCGCCGCCCAUUUUUUGCUCCAAAUUUCUAUCCACAUAUCAUCAUCGAUCCGGAAAAGUUCUCCCUUUUCCAGAUUGGUUUUUGAUUGUGUACCAGAUGCCCUUUCCAAGGCAGACAUAUUUUUGUAUCCUUUUUUUUUGUUUAUAUUCAUUGGAGAAAUGUUGUUACUUGAGGAUGUUUCUUCUUUUUUUUUUCUCUUAGUGAAACUUUUUGUUUUCCUGUUGUUGACUUGUCUUAUUAUUAAUGAUUUUGAGUUUAUCUCUUUUUCAAUUUAAUUUAUCAAACUUCCUUUCUUGGGCUCUCUUUUUUUCUCUCUUCUUCGUUUUGCGGACGCUUCUUUUCAUUGUUUACGUCACUGUUGUUCCCUUACUCCCACUUCGUUUUCUAUUCUUGUGUCGUUUCGUUUCUUCACCCCCUUUCCUUCCCCCGGAGUGAUAUGGAGAUUUGGUAUUUAUAAGUGUUUCCGUUCGUUUUUUUUUUUUUGAAGAAAUAAACGAAGACAUUUGAGGGAAACUUGAAGGCUUUCCAAAAAAGAGUGGCUUCGAAAUUGAAGUUUUUGGCUGAUCACGUAAACUUGUUGAUUUCCAGGUUUCAGCUGCUUGUCUCAUUGAAUUGGGUUAUUCACCUGUCCGUUUUAGUCAUUAAUUGGGUCGAGAGAAAAUGGUCAGAUUAUACAGAAGGUGAGUCAGCUGGGGAUUUUUCGAGUUGUUCAAAGUUUAUGGGAUCGGAAAAACAACUUCAAACGAUGGAAUGACUUUUUCAAGAAAAUUCAAAGAGGACUAUUUUGAAAAAAGCAAGAGUUUCGAAAAAAUAUAUAUAUAACUUCAAAUCUAAUAAUUCCCAUUUUUUAGUUCGAAGAUGAUUCAUGUGAAUUUCACUGUUGAAUGGAAAACAAAUGUGCAAUCUGGUCCAAAACGAGAAGAUCUACGAACGAGUGAUUAGAAAAAGCAAAUCUAGAACAAGGAAAUUUUUGAAAAAGGAAUUUUUUUCAAACCAACUUCUCAAAAAAAUGAGUUUUUGAGGAUAUCAUAUAUUUUUACAGCUUUAGAGAUCGUUGAGCAAAAUUUUGAAAGGUUUCGAACUUCAAACUAAAACUUGAGUCAUGGCCAAAAAGUCAACAGUUGAUCAAAAACUUCUUGCUUCACUCUGUUCAGAAAUCCUUGAAAGAAUAAAUGAUUACCCAAAAUAUUAUCAGAAAAUCUCUUCGCUUUGGAACCUUCAUGAAAAAUCGUUGGUGUUCCUUUAAGUUUCCUAGCAAGGAAGUUGAAAAUGACUGAAGACGUCUAUGAAAUGAAGCGUAUUACGUUAUGCAUUUUUGAUUUCCUAUAAAAUUCGCUCAUUUUUCUCAAAUUCACACGUCUUGUUUUGUGGAAAACGUCAUUUUAGGUGAAAAAAAAAGACGAGCCUGAAAACAAAAUAAUGAUAAAAGAUCACUGAAUUUCAAUUUUUGAAAACUGUUCCAGUGCUGUGCGCCGAAUUUUGAUAAGCCUUUGUGUGGGGCUAGAAAGUUCAGUGCUGGGCUACGAACUACAACGAAUCGACAUGAAAGAGCUCCGAUAUAAAAAGCAAAAAAUGAUUGGCUGCUCUUCACUUUUCCAGGUAAACAUUUCCUUUUGAUCUUUUUAUUUUUCCAGGAGUUGAAAAGAAGAUUCAUGAGCUUUCUACUGUAUGACCCUCUCAACUCCAAUGUUAACAAAAAAAAAAAUGGAAUAUUGUCAUCUUUUUUUUGUUUCGUUUCAUUCCGUCACUAUUUCAUUAACACGGAAAAAAUGAGUAUGCAUGAAUUUUGUUCGAGAAAAAGGUAUUUUUAAAUUUUGAAUUUUCGCAACUUCAAAGUGUAGAUUGCAUAAGGAACGGCUCUCUGGCUGCCUAAUAUUUAAACGCGCCCGACCUCAAAACGACUUGCGCGAUCUUGAACAUAAAAUGGCCGGCGUUAUUUCAUUUGAACCACAGCGCUCGGUGAGCCAUUCCAAGUGCGACCAAAAGUUAUCAAGUCGCCUCUCAAGUUACGAUACCCCCUCCCCCGCACAUCAACUUCUACAAGGAAACAGUAAAAUUCAAAUUACCCGAAAAAAAAUAGUUUUUCUUUCUGAUUUGCUGGUUCCAGUGACCGCAACUCUUAUCACCCCGUUUUGAUUUUAUCAUUAAAACAAACAUUUACGCGUCAAAAAUUGAAAUAUUUAUCAAUUACUCAAGGUUCAGUUGACUGUUUUUUUCUCAAAUGAUUUAGAAUAUUCCUAACCCUUUUUGCAAAAAGUUUGAAGCGCGGAGUUCCGUAAAACGGAUCCUUUUUUGUAUUUUUACUUGAACCUUUGAAAAUCUUGAGUUUUGAAUGUCCCUGGGUACUUUAUUGGAAAAAAAGAAAAAAAUAAAGUCUUGGACUUCUAAAAUUUUAAAAAAAUAUUAUUUGGCUCAAAAAGUAAUGCCGGUUUCGGAGUUCAGAAGGUCUCAAAAUCAUAAAAAGUGUUGAAAUUUUUAAAGUUCAAGUAAAGAGAGAUAAGAUGAGAAAGUACGAUCCUGGAUUUUUUUUUUCCCUGCGAGCCCUUCUCCUUACCCAACAACCUUUCUUUUCACAUCGUAAAAUUCCCCCAGCGCAACUGCACUCAUUUCAGUACUCUUCAGACGCCCGAAAACGUCUUUUUCCUCCCUAAAACAACCCGAAAGAGUUGUCCAGCACCAUCAAAAACAAAAACUUUCCAUAAUCUAUUCAAAAUUCGGAAAACGAUUGACGCCGCUGUUUGGCUCAAUCGGCAACUUUGACGUCCGCCAUGAAGGUGAGUUUUGUGUUUCACGUUUUUUUUUUGUUUGGAACUAUCAGUUUUUAAUAAUACUUUUGAAGUAAUUAGGAACUCCAGAGUGGCCCCUUUAAGAGCAACCUCAGGGGCUCUUGGAGGCUCUUCUCUAGGGACCACUUUACAUACCCCUAGAGAGUCAUGCUAGUCGAAUAUUGUUAUUGAGAAGCAUUUUUCAUGCGAAAAAAAAUUCAGUUAAUUAGAGUUAUUUGAAUGUAAAAAUAUGAACAGGAUAUAUGCUCAUUUGUUGAAAUUUUAAAAUCUGAACAAAAGUUAAAAGACCCUAUAGUGACCACUUGAGCUUUAAGAUUCAGGGGUCAGACCCUAAACUCCUCAAAGUGGCCAUUUUUGUCCUAUAUAUGGGCUGUCUUUUUUCCCUGACCACUAUAGGGGCCAUUCUGCCGCUCUAAAAUGAUAAUUUGAUUUUUCUAAAUUUUAUCAUUUCACAAAGUUUUUUCCAACCCCCUUUCCCGCUUUAACGAGCUUAUUUUUUUUUCUUGAGCAUUUUUUUUUUUUGAAUUUUCUUGGACUUCAACGUUCUAAGGGUACCUUUGAUGUCUGGAGAUUUGAAGUUCCUGAAAUUUAUCUUUUUACCUAUUUUUCAGUUACUUUAACGAAGGAAAUUACUUGAAAGAAAACAUAAAUAUUUGAGAUAAUUUUUUCGAAAAUUUUAAUGAGAGCUGAUUAAAAAAAAUUUUUUUUUAACGGAAACACCUUUUUAAAGUAUUAUUGGUUUUUUUGUCUUUUACAACACUAUAAUAAUUUCACUGUAUUGAAUACUAAUUCUGUUCAAAAAACAAAACGGAAAGUUUCUGAGAAAUUUAUUUUUUAAAAGUAUGGCUCAAAUUCAUUUUAUUUCGUUCGAAAAAAAAAAAUUUCUUGGAAUGAUUUUUAAAUGACUUUUUUCAAUAUUCCCUUUUUCUGAAUUUUUCAUCAGAAUAAUGAUGAACUCUUAUUCCUUGAUGCAUCUCUUCAAUUCAAUUGGUUUUUUCCUGUCAGAUCAAGCCGGAACAGUCGCUCGAUGCGAACUUCACCAGUAAACCCAAAAAACAGAACCCGCCACGAAAAGCCGGAUUUCUCGAUGUUGUAAGUUCUUCAAAAAUGAAAUCGGCCAUAACAUCAAUGAAUCAUUGCCAGCUGCGACAUUCGGACUGGCGGGACUACCUCCUCCUCAUUUUCGGCGUUCUGCUGAGCUUCUUCAACGGCGUGAUGCUCCCACUGAACAGCCUCAUCUUUGAAGGUGAUCGCGGAACAUUGAACAAAAGGAAAAUCAGUUGAACAACGUAGGGAUGACGAACGUUCUGAUGAAAGGCCAAGCCGAGUACGAUGCCGGGAGCCUGGACAUGCCCUGGUUCAAACACGAAGUCCUUCACUACUGCGCCAUGUACUUCUACCUCGGCGUUGCCAUCUUCGUCAUCACCUAUGCGGCGGUAGGCAGAAGAUUGGGUUAUUGACAGGCUCCGGGCUUCAUUUUUGAGAAAAAGUCUGCGCGGUCUUGGGGCAGACCAGGCUUCGGGAAAAAAAACGAAAGCUUUCACCGAAAAAAUUUUCUUACUUGUUGAAUCAUUUUUUCUGUUGAACGCCAAGUGGAAAAAAAAACGUGACUUUUGUCAUGACAAAGCUUGAUAUUCGACUUGUAGAAAGUUCGGGCUUUUUGUGCCGGCCAUUUUGCUUGAGGCCUCCAUAAAAACGGACCGGCUCCCACAGGUGAGUACCGUAAGCGUGCCUAGGUUACGUUACCUAAAUACAAAAUAGAAAUAUGCUACACUAAGAAUAACGGAGAUAAGCGCGAGGUCAUCGGGGGUACAUUGACGACAUCGCGAAUUGCUGCUUUAGCUGGCCCGUUGUUGCAUUUUCCUGGGAGCGAUUUCGCGUUUCGGAAAAUUUCAAAAUCUUUUUGGGGUACCCGUUAUUCUCACCUCAGACACUUCCCUUGUCAUAGCGGUUUGCUGGAAGCGUAAAAGUCUCAAUUCGGUGUUCCGAGUCCUUUGAGUGUUCCACGAUUAUAGAAGAUCAAUCCAAAAAGAUAUUGAUAAAAUCAGAUCAUCAAGAGUAUCUUGAUUUCUCUACAGAACGUAUGCCUCUACACGAUGUGUGAGCGACGCCUUCACGCCAUCCGAAAAUACUACCUGCGGGCGGUUCUUCGACAGGACGCCAGGUGGUUCGACGAGCAGCAAGUCGGCGCUCUCACCCAGAAAAUGAGCAGGUUCAUCUCAAAAAGAAGUCUUGUUAGAACUGAAUGCUCAGUGGCAUCGAAAAGAUCAAGGACGGCAUCGGCGACAAGUUGGGAGUUGUCAGCUCGGGAAUCGGGACUUUUAUUGGCGGCUUGGCUUUGGGAUUCUACAUGUGGUGAGGGAGUAUAGUCCAUUGUUAGCGACUUGAAGUUGCGGAAUUUCUCUGCGCCAUCCUUGUCUCUCGACGACUCUCUCAUGUUGACGUGCUAUUUCCUUGGUGUCGGUGAGGGAACACAGAGACGCAGACACUCCAAAACUCUCAAGUCGCGGCGAACUUUGCUAUAAACGACUCACUUUUUUUUUUCAAUUUUCUUCUUUUUCUAGCUGGCAACUGACCCUCGCCAUGAUGAUAAUGGUUCCUUUCCUGCUUGCCUCCAUGUACGUCUCAGGAAGGGUUGCGAAAAAAUGCCACCUUCUUGAUACCAUUUAUGACCUUCUAGAUGCUGUCCAGAGCGACCAAGUCGGAAAUGACGGCCUACUCCAGCGCCGGCGCCAUGGCCAACGAAGUUAUCGCCGGGAUCCGAACUGUCAUAGCUUUCAACGCCCAGCUGUUUGAGAUUCAACGGUUUUCUUUUCACCUUAUCGGAUCUCAUGUUGACCAGUGGCAACCGCGGAUGCUGCCCUCGUUCACUCGUUUUUCGCAAUUUCUGCCGCACACGUACCGCGUUUCGGCAGUAGUACCCGUUUCGCAAAUUUAGGAAUAUUUAGCCCAAGGGGGCUACUAGCUAGCCUCAGAGGUGCUACGAGAAAAGCCAGUUUCCAUUUCGGAAGAGUACUGUAUGUGAAAGUCCGCAGUUGUUCACUUUGUGUCCUUGAACUUUUGUUUCGCGAGUGGUCUUUCCCGGUUUUUUUUUUCGAUCUUGAAUUCUCUCAAAAUGGAUUAUAACCACAGAAACAGUUAAAAUACAUCAACCAUCCAUUUUGAGUCGUAUCAUAAAAAUAGGAAAGCAGAGAAGUAAUUUGUCAAAAACUUCACGCCAAAAAAUGCAAACACACAGAGUGAAAAACUAGGAAUGCGAAAAUGCACCUACAGUAUUCUUCGAUAAUUGAAAACUCGCUCUUGGUGUAUAGCGGUUAACAGCUGGCUUGAGCCGUCGAAAAAAGAGCCUCAAAACGAUAAGAAAAGAAAUAAUGCUUGGUUGGUGGAGAGCGGAGACAUUCCACGCCCUCAUAGAAUCCCCGGCUAGUCACGAGUUGGCUAUAACCCCAUUUUAUCCCACAGUUUCUCUGACAAUCCCUUUUAAGAUACUCGCAGCAGUUGACGCAGGCUCAGAAGCUUGGAAUCCGGAAGGCGAAUGUCCUGGCCGCCUGUUCAGCAGUACCUCUAUUCCUCAUGUUCGCCUCGAUGGCUGCCGCUUUCUGGUUGGUUCAGGGAAAUGAACUGAGAAGGUUCAAAAGUAGAGAAACUUGCUCAAUAACCUCUUAAAAAUUUUUUUGAAGCUUUAUUAAUUUUUUUUUUGUUUCUUUAUUCUUUUUUUAAAAAAAUUAUUUUUUAAUAAUGAAAAAGCCUCUUAAAACUGCAAUGUAACAUACCCUUUCACUUGAGGUACGGAACUAUUCUGGUUGCUGACGGCGUCGUCGGCCCCGGUGGAAUUUUCGGUGUCUUCUGGGCGGUUCUGAUCGGAACCAGACGCCUGGGCGAUGCGGCGCCUCACUUGGGAGCUAUUUUGAGCGCCAGACUUGCUGCUCGCGACAUUUUCACCGUUAUCGAUCAUGUUGGUGUUGAACUCACACCAAUUGGAGCAAAAAGGCUUCAGGAGCCCGAAAUCAACUGCAUGCAGAAAGGAGGCCUUGAACCGGCCGAAAUCGUCGGAAAAUUGACCUUCGAAAACAUUGAAUUCACCUAUCCCACGAGACCUGAGACCAAGAUCCUCAAAGGCGUUUCUUUCGAAGUUUUAAGCUUUUUAAAAACUGGAGUUGAUCAAAUAAUAUAGGUCGAACCUGGACAAACUGUAGCCCUCGUCGGACAUUCUGGAUGCGGAAAAUCGACGGCGAUCGGUCUUCUCAUGAGAUUCUACGACCAGGAAGCUGGAGUGGUGAUGAGAUAAACUGAAAAAUAAAUCUUCAAGAUCAAUCUUCAGAUAAAACUGGACGGGAUCCCUAUCCGCGACUACAACAUCCAAUGGCUCCGCCGCACAAUUGGAAUCGUCCAGCAAGAGCCGAUCUGUUUCGUUGCUACUGUAUCUGAAAAUAUACGGUAAAAUAAUGUAGAUCUUUUUAAUGAUCACAGUGAAUCUGGUUCAGAAUGGGAGACGACAGCAUUACCGACGAGGCGGUCGAAGAAGCCUGCCAAACGGCCAACGCCCACGAGUUCAUCAUGCAACUGAGCGAUGUUGGUUGGACCGCGACGCAACCGCAGCGCAUCCUUUUUUUCAGGGUUACGAUACUGUCAUCGGCGCCGGCGCCGUUCAGCUUUCUGGCGGCCAGAAGCAGAGAAUCGCUAUCGCAAGGGCUCUUGUGAGGUCUGUUUUUGGGGUACUGUAGAAGGAUUACUGUAUUUUUCAAAAAAGCUGGUUAUUUUUUCGAGCCUCUUUUAAGGGUUUAUAGUUUUCUUGAAGCUUACUAUUUCGUAAAAAUUUAAUAUUUUUUAGUUAGUAUACUAACCAAAACGAAUCGAAACCUCCGAAAAAAAUUUAUCGAGUGAAAAUUGAAGGAAGCCGAAAAUAUUGCUUCUGGACGAAGCGACCAGCGCCUUGGACACAGAGAGCGAACGAAUGGUUCAGACCGCUUUGGAUAAGGUGAUUCAUUUUGAAUUCUUGAAGUUUCUUAAAUAUUUUUCAAGAACUAAGUAGGAAACGAAAUCUAAGAAACAGGUCCAGAAUCUUUAGAAUCCUCUAGUGGCAGAUUUUUCUCUCGAAUAUAUGCUCCAUUGACGAAAAUAUGGGUGUUCAAUGCUCAUUCUUUGACAAAGCGUUUCAUGAGGGUUAUGAAUCAAGUCAGCUGUUUUUUUCAUUUUUGGAGUUUUUUUCGAAAAACCAAAAAUAAUCAAAAAGUUUUGGACAUUCUUUGUCAGAAUUCAGGCUCAAUAGAAAAAAGUGGUAGAGUUAUAAAAUUCGAGUUAUUUGAAUUUUUCGCUUCCCUCAUUUUUCAGUGAUACUUUGAGUUUCACCGCACCGUUUUUUUUAUUUUGAGUGUUUUUUUUCUGCAUCGUUCUCAUUAUAACAACAAAAAUUAAAUUAUAUCCAAAAUAUAAUUGAUCAAGGCUUCGAAAGGACGAACGACGUUGUGUAUCGCCCACCGACUCAGCACAAUCAAAAAUGCUGAUAAUAUUCUUGUAUUCGACCACGGCCUAAUUAUUGAACAGGGUAUGAUUAUUGUUUGAAUCUGAGGACUUUUAUGUUGGAAAUGAUAAGAUCUUUGAAGUAUGGAUUGCACUAAAUAAUUUCCACUUUUCAAAGGGAGAACAGAUGACUGCAUUUCAAAUGGCAUGCAGCCCGACCUUAAACUACUUGCGCGCAGCGGCAUCAAAAGCAAAAAAAAAUUUCGUGCGAUUCUAACUGGCAGUCAUUCCAAAUGCGAAUAUUGUCAAUAGAAAUUUCCUGCUCUUCUUAUAAAAAAGUUUACUGGAAACUUUCAGAGAUGGUGACUGAAUGGAAAUUUAUCCAAAUGAAGUAAACUUAUCAGAAACUCGAACAAAUUUGCUCAGGAACCCAUGAUGAACUGAUGACGGACGAUGUCGGCGUUUACCGAGGGAUGGUGAAAGCGCAGGAGAUUGCGAAAGGACAAGAGGAUACGACUUUGGAUGGUUUGGAGACGUCGAAUCGACGCAUCUAACUAAAUAGACAAAUUCUGAAGACGUGGAGAUGGAGGACAUGAUCAGAGCGUUCAACCGCGACACGGCCCAGUCGGAGGAGGAGCGCGAACGGCGCCAGAGUCUGGUUCACGACUCGAUCCGCCUCCGUCAAAGCAUGAUCAGCACCACGACUCAGGAGCCCGAGUGGGAGGUCGAGAGGUGCGUUUCAAGGGUAAAAUCCGUUCGGCGCGACUUUCGAGUGUCUGCGUCUCUCUGUUCUCUGAUUGGCGAGGUCAGAGGAACAUGAAAAUAGCACGUAAACAUGAGAGAGUCGUCGAGAGACGAGCAGGGCGCAGAGAAGUCUCACCCUUCAAGAAGCGAAAAACGGACUUUAUAAUCCAUUUUUAUCGGCUUCAAAGGUCGGACCGCAGAAUGAGGGCGAAGCGGUCGCGUCGCGUUUUGGCGCCUGUUUAAAUCAUUCGAGUUUUUUCCAAUUUUUCUCGUUUUUUUGUCAACAAAACUAACUAAUCAUUUAAAGUUGUCAUUAAAGCGGUAGAAAUAACGCGAUCAUUUUUGACUUGCCGCCAAAAACGCAUUCCACAUUGCCGUUCCAAGCCUUAAAAAUGGAUUAUACACAAAAACCAGCACAGAAACUCUGGAGGGUAGGGCGAAAUUCGAAAAAAAAAGUUUCAAUAAAGACGAUUCAAGAGGAUCCUGUCGAGUUUUUUCAAUUUUAAGAUAUUCUUUAAAGCCGCUUCGAAACAAAAAACUUGCUCUCUUUUUCAAUUUAUUCUGUUUUUGAACAAAACGAGUCCAAUAUGUUUCAGCGCCCGCGAGGAAAUGCUCGAAGAAGGCGGCAUGGAAGCGUCUUUGUUCGAAAUUCUGAAAUAUUCGAAACCUGUAAGCUUGUUUUUGUCGAAUAGGUCAUUUAAGCGUUUUCUAGGAGAUGAAAUCCAUUGUCGUCGCAAUCCUUUUCGCAAUCGUCAGCGGCUUCACCUGGCCCGCCUUUUCAAUCUUGUAUGGUAAACUUUUCAAGGUAAUUCUGAAGAUUUCCCCCUGAACUUGGCCCAACUCUUGAUAUUUGAGAUCCUAUCGGCCCAAGCGGCGGAUAUGGUCUCUCAGAGUCUGGUCAACUCGGUUUGGUUCCUGCUUCUGGCCGUCGUCGGCGCAGUCGCUGCCUACGUCGCCGGCUCGCUUCUCGGCAAAUCUGGCGAGAAGAUGAGCGGUCGUCUCCGGAUGGACGUCUUCAAGGUCGAACCAAGAGAGAAAUUUUUGGAUUUUUUGCAAACUCUUCACUAUUCUGGGGCAGGGUUGAGCGGAGGUCCGAGUUUUGCCCUUUUUUGAAGGCAUCGCCCCUCUCGCGAUAUGACUUUUCAGUAAUACAUUUGAUUUUUCAAAAACUACAGCUCCGAUCAGAGAGCGCGCCUCGGGGCAACUCGAUCCUCAAAGCGUUCACUUUAUCGAAGAGACCAUUUUUUUUCUCAUUUUUUUCACUAGACUAUUUUUCAAAUUUUUUACUCAUUUUCAACUUUGCGGAUCGGGUCGCCCCGUCGGCAGUUCUGUUUGCAAUCAUCGGGCUGCACCCCGAGAGUUCCCAAGAGUACAGUGCCGCCUAUUUCUGGCCCAUAGUUGCCCCUAUUUAGAGUCUUUCACGGCUCCGGCUACAAUAAAAGAAUAUUGAUCGAGUCAUCAUUCCGUUUCAGAACAUCAUGCAGCAGGACGCCAGCUACUUUGACGAUCCAAAACACGGAGUCGGCAAUUUGACAUCGCGUUUGGCUACUGAUGCGCCGAAUGUGCAAGCGGUAAGAAAGAAAUUUGGUUAUUUUUCAAGUUUGAGCCAAAAAAAAUGUUUAUAAUGGUGACAAACCUACUGUAACCUUUAAGGAAAACACGGAAGAAUUGAGAUUUUGGUCUUUUUUCAGGCAGUUGACCAACGUUUAUCGGAAGUUCUCACCGGCGUUGUAUCUCUCAUUGCCGGCAUUUCUGUAGCGUUUUACUUCGGCUGGAACAUGGCUCCGAUCGGACUGGCGACAGCUCUUCUUCUUGGUAGCUUCUUCACUGUGAAACUCCUUGGUAUUAGUUGAUUUUUCAGUGAUUUCUCAAAGCGCAGUCGCCCAGUAUCUCAAAUUCCGCGGCCAGGCCGACAUGGACUCGGCAAUCGAAGCCAGUCGGGUGAGGAUCGAAAUUUUUCAGAUUUUUCAAAAAGUCUCAACAAAGACAGGUUACGCGCAUCGAAUUAAAGGGUUUUGUACCUGGUAAAAAAUCAGUAUUACAACGGAAGUUUUCAAGCCAUAUUAAAGGCGCAUGCAAAGAGACAUGACACGUGCAGUGAAGAAAAAAAAAGCUUUGUGGCUUGGAGGAAAAGUAAUAAUUGUGACAAGCCGGCGCGCAUCAGUUAUGCACGAGUAGCACUUGCGGAUUGAUUUUUGUACUUUUAAGUAGGCACUAAAGAGGCGCCAUAUCAACUUUAGUGAGUACCUAUCAGCAGAUUUAUUCGUGAAAAACACCUGAGAGUUUUUGGGCCGACCUAUAAGUUAUUUCGAAGACCUUAAACAAAAAAAAAAUUGAAACUUUUCCCAUUUCACCUUCAAAGUUAUUAAAAACAGCUGAUGACGGAGUCGAUCGCCAACUGGAAAACGAUUCAAGCACUCACGAAGCAAGACUACAUGCUGGAGGCGUUCGCCAUCUCGUCGAAAAAUCCCCAUCGAAGAGCGAUCGUCCGAGGUAGGACUCGAAGCUAUUUUCUCGCCACAAGUGUGCUCCACGGCACUUUAGGUCUUUGGCAAUCGCUCUCGUACUCGUUGGCUAGCAGUUUUGUCGUAUUUAACUUUGCUAUCGCCUACGCUUUCGGACUGUGGCUUGUCAUCAACAAUUGGUCCACGCCGUUCGUCGUUUUCCAGUGAGUUUGACAAGGAAAAAUGGGUUUGGGAAUUUCUUGAAAAUUGACCAGAAUGCUCCUUGAUCUAUGUGAAGGAGUUUUUGAAAAACUCCCAUAUCCUGUUUUUUCGUAAAAGAGCCCACAAGGUCAGGAAACCAUGAAAUCCAAUCCGACACCUUCUUUCUAUAAUCUUGAAAGUUGUGCAUAUUGGGGAUUUCAGGGCAUCCCCCUCCCCCGUUAGUCGAAGAGUAUACCCAUUCCCAAGUCAAUGACACCUUUCCGAGUGCCUUCGUCUCGGUUCCCUCACCGGCGAGGUUAGAGAAAAACAAAAACAACACAUGAACUUGAGAGGGUCGUCUAGAGAUGGGGAGCGCGCAGAGAAGACAGGUCGCGCGAAAUGACAUCUUUUCUUUUCUUUUAUGAAAACUCUGAAAUUCUCAUAGGGUCAUCGAAGCGUUGAACAUGGCGUCGGUGCGCGUGAUGGCCGCCGCCUCGUACUUCCCGGAGUACGUCAGGGCGAGAAUCUCCGCCGGAGUCAUGUUCACGAUGGUCCGUCAGAAGUCGCACAUCGACAACCGCGGCAUCGUCGGCGAGACUCCGGUGAGCCUAGGAGCUAUCCAACCAAGAAUAAAAGUUAUUUUGGAUUCUUCUCAAAAGGAACUGCUUUUUGUCUUCUUACAGCUCUUUUAAAUGGUCCUCACACAUUUUUUCUGGUUCACUUUCGAAGACAGUAGAUAGCAAGUCUGUGCCUCAAAUUUCAAUGAUUAGAGUUACAGGUGAUCAAAGGCGACAUCAAGCUCAAGGGCGUCUACUUCUCCUAUCCGAAUCGAAGACGACACCUCGUCCUGGACGGCUUCAGCAUGUCGGCCAAGUUUGGCGAAACCGUGGCUCUCGUCGGUCCGAGUGGCUGCGGCAAAAGCACGACGAUUCAGCUCGUCGAACGAUACUACGACGCUUUGUGUGGAUCUGUGGUACGGCUGAUCGGAAAUUUCUGAAAAUUGACCAAAAAAAUUCCUUGAUGUACCGGAUGAAAAUCCUGAAAGACUCAACCUUCAAAAUAUCUUAGUUGUCGAGAAAUUAGAUCUUAAAGCCCCAAAAUGGCCCGUUUAAACGGGUUUUGAGGGUUUCCUUCGAUUUGGAGAUACCUUCUCACGGUGUUUCUUUUGCGACGCCCCGCCCACUUUUCUCCGUCAAUUAGGACGUGUUUAGUGCAUGCACAAAAAAUUUGGAAAAUAAGGUUAACCGAUGAUGUAAGUGUGUGAAACGAAUGAACAUUGAAGAAAAAAGACGAGGAAAUUAAAAGAGAUUAAAUAAAACUAUAUUGCUGUGGAGAAACAAAUAAAAGAUGUUUUACAGCAAGUACUUUUUAUUAUAAAAAGUUGACGGAAUAUCCGGAUAUAAAUGAAUUCCGGAACAUACUUUCUCAACUUCACAGACUUUUUUCAUGUAACUUCAUCUCAUUGAUGUCCACAACCUAGGAAUCUGAACAAUCGACAAAAAAAUAGAAUAAGAAAAACAUAAAAUGGGGUGAAACAUGUUCCAUACAAACAGGUGGAGAUUUUUCAAAACGCUUCUUCAUCACGAGUUUUAAAGUUAGCCUCACAGAACUACUUUCAAAAAAAACGUCUAACAACCCAGAGUAUACCCCGAUCGUGGUCCCGCAAUACUAUCAGCAAUCUACGAAAAGAAAAAGUGAAAAAAUAUGAAAAAAUUGACAAAAAAUCAAAAAUAAAGCCACUUUUUCAAAUUUCGCGGGCGAAUUUCGAGAAGUGCGCAGACUUUGCCGAGUUUCAAAUUCCUUGCAUUUUCUUCAACUGGCAGAAACGCCGUGUUCUGUUAAACACAAGAAAGUCGUAUAGAUUAAGACUUUUCACUCGGGUACAUUCAUAAUUUGAUUAUGAGUCUACAAAAUUUUUAUGAAAAGCUUAAUGUUUUUUUAUCACUACUCGCGACACAUAAUAAUCGAAUUUUAGCAUUUAUAAAGAUCAAAAUUCAGCGAAUCGAUGACUACGACAUUCGCGACCUCUCUGUGAAACAUUUACGCGACAACAUUGCCCUCGUCGGCCAGGAACCGACUCUUUUCGAUUUGACUAUCAAGUUUGAUUUUUCGAGCUUUUUUUCAUCAUUUACAGAAUGUCAUAUCUUUUUUUUUUGAGGGAAAACAUCACCUACGGCUUGGAAAAUGUGUCCCAGGAGGCGAUUGAAAGAGCGGCUCUUCUUGCAAAUAUUCACGCGUUUGUCAUCAGUCUACCUCAAGUUGACUUCAACCGAUAGAAAAUCCUUUAAAUGGCUUCUUUCAGGGUUACGACACUCAUGUCGGCGCUGGCGGCGGGAGAUUGUCGGGCGGACAGAAGCAACGGAUAGCCAUAGCAAGGGCGAUCGUGAGGUGAUUCGAAGAUAUAUUUUUAAUAUUGAAGUUCAUUUUAAUGAAAUACGUCUCAAAUUGGUUUUUAAAACAUUAUAAGAGUAUGAAAAAAGCUGCAACCAGCCAGUUAUGUUUGAAAAAUCCCAUGAAAAAAUCUAGAAAUAAGCAAAAACCAAAUAAAUUUAGAGACCCGAAAAUUUUGCUGCUCGAUGAAGCUACGAGUGCCCUGGACACAGAGAGCGAAAAAGUUUGAUUCAAUUGAACUUUCUUCAUUUUUUCAAAAUUUACAGAUUGUUCAAGAAGCACUGGACAAGGCUCGACUGGGUCGCACUUGUAUUGUGAUCGCACAUCGGCUAUCCUCUAUUCAGGUUUGAAAUUUUAUCGGAAUUUUUUCCGCGGUAACGUUUUAUAAACAAAAAACUACCGUAACGCAGCUUUAUUCCCAAGCCUUUUUUUUAAAUAUCACGCAUGUUGAAGGCAGGCUACGGCGGCCGGUCAAUUGUCAAUUUUUAUAGCGCCUGCAGAUUCGAAGCUAGGAAAUUUUUUCAAUUUUUUUUCUUCUUCUUUUAAAAUCUGUUACAAACCUAUUUCUAGAGGUUACAAUAUGAUUUACGUCACAAAAAAUACAUACUUUUUCAUUUGAUUACCGUAAAACCUAUCAAAAAUACCGUAAUACGAUUGACUGCCUUGAUUAGGCUAGGCGUGAUAUGGAAAAAAGACUGAAAAAAAACGAAGUUUUCAGGCAAAAAUAGCUUCCGGUAUUUGUACAUUGUGCGUCGCGUAAAUUAAAUAGAGAUUUAUCAUUAGGGCGCUCUUUCUCACACCUCUUCGGCCUACAAUCAUCCGAACCUGAUCAUUCCGAACCAAAUCCGAACCAAGUGUUCAUCCGAACCUAAUCAUUCCGAACCAAUUGAGUAUUCAUUCCGAACCAAUUGA
Messenger RNA from Caenorhabditis auriculariae, 36140 nucleotides. The record is from the annotation of a GenBank genome assembly. Lineage: Eukaryota; Metazoa; Nematoda; Chromadorea; Rhabditida; Rhabditidae.